AUGGGUAUGAGGUUAUACAUCUUUGCCGUUCUAACACAUGGCAUUUGGGUUCAAGAGCAAUCUUCAUAUUGCAAAAUAAUUAUUUUAGGCUACUUUCGUGGAUCGGAAGAUCAUCGAGACCCCUGUAGACUGUGCGAUUGUCACGGUCAUGGAGACAUAUGUGAUCCCGUUACUGGCGAAAAAUGCAAUUGCAAAAACAACACUGAAAGCGACAUCUGCCCUUCGGGACCGUCCGGAAAGAACUCGGCUCAACCGUGCUGGAUGCUUCAAUGUUCAAAAUGCAAAGAAGGUUACAUAGGCACGCCGAAAGCGGGUCAUCAGUGCUACAAACAAAUGUCGGUCGAUUCAAAAAUGUGCUUUGAUGCUAAACCGAUAGAUGAAUGCAAGAUGAAACCGAAACCUUUACAUCCAGGCGAAAUGGUAUUCUUUGUCGUACAGCCCAGGUUCAUGAAUGUAGAUAUUCGAAUAAUGAUAGAUGUCACUCAAGGCAAACUGAAUGUAUUUAUGAGCACCCAUGACGAUACUUAUGUUGUUUUUCCUAACGCAACCAGUGGAUUUCACGAAAUUGACUUUGAUCCACAAUACGGUUUAUGGGAAAACGGAUCUCAGAAAACUGAUGACGUAACAUUCGAGAAAGACGCAAUCGGUUUACGAACUUACAUAACAGUAGAACAGCCAAAAACUAUGUUGGCAUUAAAAGGUUUAAAGGAUCGAUUGGUAAUUACGUUACCUGAGGAGCAUCACAGUUUAGAAUCGACGCGAUUUUAUUUAGUUCUGCAAGCCGUCGACAGUCCCGAAUUGGAUAAAAAAGUUUCAUAUGGAAUUGUAUUUUUUAGACAAGAUCAACUACACAUUGACCUCUUUGUGUUUUUCUCUGUGUUCUUUUCGUGUUUCUUCUUAUUUUUGGCAGCUUGCGUCGUCGCCUGGAAGGCGAAACAGGCGGCCGACGUUCGGAGGGCGAGACGGAGACAUGUUGUCGAAAUGUUGCAUAUGGCCAAGCGACCUUUCGCAAGUGUCACCUUAAAUCUUGCAGCCAAACCGAAGCCAAGGAAAGCUACUCACUAUGAUCUAAGGCCAGUUGCGGUUGAACCUACCGGUACGUUUUUGUUACUUGCUUGUUUAAUCUAAGACCUAAGUGGUACA
Molecule: messenger RNA, 1143 nt
Organism: Photinus pyralis (common eastern firefly)
Lineage: Eukaryota; Metazoa; Arthropoda; Insecta; Coleoptera; Lampyridae
Product: multiple epidermal growth factor-like domains protein 8
Exons: 4
Coding region: 1-1128 (375 amino acids)
Source: RefSeq, a predicted model, not a curated record